This is a messenger RNA of Zea mays, 4705 nucleotides long. RefSeq lists its product as uncharacterized. The transcript is spliced from 9 exons. Bases 2802 to 3974 code for a protein of 390 amino acids. The record is from RefSeq and is a predicted model, not a curated record. Lineage: Eukaryota; Viridiplantae; Streptophyta; Magnoliopsida; Poales; Poaceae.
UUGAUUCAUGAAUUCAUACAAGAGGAUUUGUUUACCUUUUUUAUGAUACGCAGAUUACAGGGUUCAUCAAAUUAGUCGUUGGUGGCUGCUGUUUGUGGUGUGAGGCCAGCUUUUGCUUGUUCAUCUGAACAAGAACUCUGUAUUUUGUACACUGUGGAUCAGGAAUCGCCGUCCUUGUUUGUGUAGAAAUCUUUUCGGUCCAGCUUGUGUUCUCAUGUCCUUUUGUGUGUCUUGUAUUUUAUUGUGGUAGGAUUCAAUGACGUUUGAAUCGGUGUUGGACUGGCUAUUCUUUAAUCUGCCUGGCAAUGAACUCCCCCUCAAGUAAUCCAACGCUGGCACCAGCACCACUUCCUCUCUUGCAGAGCAAAGUUUACAUCAUUGAUCCUUUGCCUGCAUUCUGUGAUUUACUUGUUUAUAUGUGACGUGGCUGUCACACCCAAGGCCACUGGUGAGAUCAACCUGACUAUGUGAGCAAUCACAUGGAUAAUCGGAGAAGUGGAUCUCGAUAGGGAGCAGGAAGGUUUGCUUCCUUUCCUUUGUUUGUCUUAUAUAUUUCUCUUCUGUUUGAUGCUUCUUUCCCUGAUGUGGAUCCAUUAUGUAGCCUAGACCUUAGGCUUCCUCUUCAGAUGUUAUUUCGGCCAAUACUAUUGAUGAUUCAUGAACUUGCUGGUUUGUCUCUUCUUUUCCAAUAUUGUAUAAAUGUUGAAGUGUUGAGUUUGUCUCUUCUUUUCCACUUAUACAGGUGCUGAUUGGUUGAUUAAUCAGGUGUUGCUUUUUUUAUGUUAGAAUCAUGUGAUGAUUACAUUGUUGGUAUGUGAUGCAGGAGCUGAAGGUUCUGUUGUUGUAUCGUCCAUAGUCAAGGACAAUUGGGUGUCACAGAGUUGUGAACCUUAGGAGGUGAAGGUGUGCACUGAGUUGUUGGAAGUUAGAAUCGGUGGCCGGAGAGAAGAGAAUGUGUCACCGGAUGAUGGGCUGUUGUCGCAAGUUGCAUGGAUUGGUCAAUACAGGGAACAGCAAGAGAGGGAUACUGGUAAAAUGCUGAAAGCUGUUCUACGAAAAAGUUGUCAAAAACUUGGUUGGAGAGCACCACAAAAUAUCCGAGAGAGAUGGCAAAUUUGUAUAUUCUCUGUUAAUGUGUUAUGGGGAGGUACUGGCUGUGGGUGAAAGUAGGAAGGCUGGAGAAUCCAGUUACCUGAACUGGAUGAAGAAUAUGGAUAUGUUCAGGUUAUAACUUUUUCUGUUACUUUGUAUGAUAUAUCUUCUCACAAAUACUUUGGUUCAGCUAAUUAUUAUUCUGGUAAGGCACUUGUCUCCAUGAUAAUAAUUAUCAUUAUAUGUGCAUGAUAUACUGAGAUAUCAGUGCGUAACAGCGUAACAAAUCACAGAAUAUUAUCCUAUAUCUUAUCUAAAUUGCUAUUAUUGAACCAAUUUUAUGAACAGGAAGCACAAAGUCGGGUUGCGGCUUUUGCUCUAUAUCAGUAAUCAGUUCAUUGCUGACCUUCCACUACGGCAACUGCUAACUGAGCCAUACUCAUCACUUAUUUUAAUAUGGCAAGACGGUUGGAGCUACAGACUGCAUCAUAAUGGGUCUGGUCUUCGAGCUACAAAUUGCAUAUUUUUAUGAAACAGGCGAAUUGUCGUCAGCAUCAAGGGUGCUGGGUACCGAGGAUCAGGCUUUGUAGAUAUAUUAUUUAAUACAGCUGCAGACACAAUUCCUUCAUCUGAAAUAGAAGUGGUGGCAAGUCUGUAGAUUCUGAGAAUACUGGAGGCAGCAAAUCUUGGAAGGUUGUCCACUCAUGACAGACAUUACUUCCUCGGCAGUGGGCGUCAGUAAGGGAAUCAAACCGGAUCGUUGCCAUCCUUGGGUUUUUUUUUGUGCUACAGUGUGUGCAUGUAUGCAUCAGAUAUAAAUAAGGUGAUGACUAUCCCUGGCCCCCUAUUAGUAUCAUCGAUCCUGCUAAUCAAGUGCUUUUGUAUCCACCAGUAGCUUGACCAACUUGACUGUCCAGUCAUGCUAGAUUGGAAUCAGUAGAGGUAUUAUAUUGUCUUUGGGACAUUAUUGACCGUUCUAGAACACCAUGUAUCUUCUUGUAAGAGCAAAACCCUAAUUCGCAUAUUUGGAGACUCCUCCAGCUCUGGCCAGUACUCUGCAAAACCGGCACAUGAAACUUUAUUUCAGGGUGCCCGUUUCAAUCCUAUGAAUAUAUAUACAUGUUUAUGUGUCCACUUGUGCACAACCGAUGCUGUGGAUCGCAGACUCGCAGUUCCUUUGCCGCCUGAUUGGUUCACGCGGAUGGCUGCAGCUGCAAUUCAUAGAGAUAAAACAUUGUAGAAGCAGUAGAAUUCGGUACAGAUUAAAAUUAAGCGAACAAAACUCUUUUGUGUUUAGGAUAAUAAAUACGUAGUGAAAUCACAGUGCACACCUAUGUAGAUAUAUAUUCUAUAGGCUUUAAGUAAGGAUUUAUUUGGUCAUUAGUUUUUAAGUUGUCUAAUUCACUCUUUAUUUCAAACAGGUAAUGUCUUGAUCGCUAGUGGGUCAUUUCAACUGGUGUGUUGAAGCAUAUGGAUCUCUUCGCUGCUUUGGUUUCGUUCGUGGACUAACCUGCAUGUAUGGAUCUCUUCGCCGCCUAGGAGAGUCACUUCUGGGAGUAAUAUGGUUGUUUCUGUUGCCUCUGAUGCUAAGCUUCGUCAAGUUGCAAACGAUUUUUACAUAAUUAACCGAUUGCAAACUUUGGUGAAGAUUCUUGUGAGACUUGUCUUCGUCGAGUUGCAAACAGCUUGGAAUUCUGAUCUCUAAAGAAAUGGCGGCCGUGUUUUUUAUAAUGGAUCAAGAACAGAAUGUCACAGGCCAGCAAGACGCUCAUAUUGUCCGUCGCUCUCCUCGUGUAGAAAACAAGAGAAAGCAAUUAGAUAAAAAUGAAUUGAAGGAAAUGAGGAAGAGGUUAAGGUUGAAAGUCCCUCCUAUACAAGAUACCGAAAGUGAUGAUGAACAAGACCCAGAGUUUGUUCCUGGUGGCGAUGGUUCUGGCGAUGACAAUGUUGGUAUUGUUGGUGGUGAUGAAAAUAAGGGUAUAACUAAGACACGAGCUAUACGAUGCUCACCUGGGAAGUUUAUAAAGCUUGUGAAUGCUCUAUCUGAUGAAUUGAAAAGUGAAGUAGUUGCUAAGGGGUUUGGCGGCCUGCUGAGAUUCAAGCCGCACUUAUUGUCCAGAAAGUUGCUCAGCUGGCUGAUGCGGAAGCUUAACCCAGAAACGAUGAAAUUAGAGAUUGGUGGUGGAAAAGAGAUUCCAAUCAUUGAGCACAGUGUUUGGUGUGUUUUGCAGUUACCAAACGUUGGCAGUGAUCCGCCCCCCAUGUCUGAUGCAGAUGCUCGUGCCUUGCGGGACGAGCUGGGGGAGCAAAUUUGUGGCAAAUCUUAUAGACGCAUAUCUGGUAUCAAUAUAUCUGUUAUCACUGAUAGACUGCAGAAGAGGAUUCUCACUGGGGAGCUGGGCCUGAGAGCCUUUUUCAUGGCAGCAUUUCAGUGUCUGCUAUUCUCCAACACUGACACUCGCAUCAGGAUUGAUGAUGUAAAGUACACUCAGGACAUUCAGAACAUGGGCAACAAGAACUGGUGCAAAGAUGUAGUAGACAGGCUCAACAUAGCUGCUCGUCUUUAUAGAAAGGAUUUUGCGGAGAAAGGCAUUAACGCACCCAUCAGUGGAUGCGGGAUCUUCGUAGCUAUGCUUUAUGUCGACAACCUGCAGCAUAGAUUUGACACAAGUCCUUUUUCAAUCCGUCGAUGUGCUUUCUUGGACUCCAAGAUGAUUGAUGCGAUAGCAAAUAAGGAUCUCAGGGGAGAUGUUCCUCCUGGCACCACUGAGUUUGGACACCUCAGGGAACUACUUCAAAUGUACCGGAAGACCAAUCUGGAGGAGGUGAUACUGAAGAAAUACAGUUGGAUUACAGUGGUGGAGAUCUUGAUGACAUCUUAGAUUUUAUGAGAACCUCAUCGUGUGGUGAUGACAUUGAUCUGCAAGAGAGAAAUUUAAACAGAACAGCACCUCCUGAUUUACAUGGGGCAAUCCGAAGUCUUGAUGAUAUCUUGCAAAUGAUGUAUUCCCCACAGCACUUUGCAGGCAUUGAUGGCGAGUCCCCUCCCAAUAGCCAGCCAACUCGUGCACCACGAAUUACUGUUCGCAAGAGGAAGGCUUCCUCAAACCCCCUGGCAAUGAUCAACGGCCUGUGGAUCAUAUAACUUACUCAAGGAGGAGCGAUAGGUCCAUUCAAGUUGCCAACACACAGAAGGCAGAGGCUGAGAAGAAGGCUGAGAUUGAGAUGAAGAAUGCUGAAGCUGAGGAGGCUGAGAAGAGAAAGACUGAAGCCGAACAAGCUGAUAAGAAGAAGGCAGAAGAAGCUGAGAAUAAGAGAAAGACUGAGGCCGAAGUAGCUGAGAUCAUGAGAAAGGCUGCAGCUGAAGAAGCUGAGAAGAAGAAGGAAGAAGAAGCUGAGGAUAAGAGAAAGGCUGAGGGUGUGUUUGGUUUGACUUUUAGCUUUGGCUUUUGCCCCCCUAAAAGUCAAAAGCCAACCAAAGGGCUGAAUCUAGGAAGCAACUUUUUUUAAAAGCCGACUUUCUCGUAGUGCAAAUCUGAAAGUACCCCUGGACCUGCUUUUAGUGGCUUUUCGGAUGGAACUGUGAAAACAUAUAUCGAAGAAUUUUUAACAA